CUGGAAAAUUCAAUCAAAUCAAUUUACUAAGUAGUACAAGUUACAUUUUUAUUAGCUUAAAACGUUUUUAAUAUUUUUAUUUAAAUGGCGAAGUGGGGUGAAGGUGAUCCUCGUUGGAUUGUUGAGGAGCGUCCAGAUGCUACAAACGUUAAUAACUGGCAUUGGACAGAGAAAAAUGCUACUCCAUGGUCGAAGGAUAGAUUUCAUCAUCUAUUUAAAAAUUUAACGAUAGAUGAUAAAAAUAUAAGUUGCACAAUUGAAUCGGUAGAGAAAUGCUCUGGUGAAGCCACUGCAAAUAAUCGAAAAGGAAAGCUUAUAUUUUUCUACGAAUGGGAUCUUCUUCUUAAAUGGAAAGGUUGUUUGUUAAACCCAAAUUCAUCUUUACAUACAGGAAAAAUUUCAAUACCUAACUUGUCGGAGGAAAACGAUUUAAAUGAUAUUGAAAUAACUGUUACUAUUGAUGAAUCUAAUGAUACGUCGGAAAAUUUAAAACAGUUUAUGUACAAUGUUGGAAGGGAAAAAAUUCGACAUAUAUUGGGCGUUUACAUUACUGAGCUCAAAGAAGAAUAUUCUAAAAAUUUAAUUUUGCCUAAAAAAGAUAAUGUGGCUACAAUUAAGUAUAGAGAAUUUGCAAAUUUAAAUCAAUAUGAACCACAAAAAUCGGAAAUAAGUUCAGUUUCAUCAUUAGGAUGUAAAUUAGAUGUUUGCACAAUAUCAAUUGAAGAAGAUUUCCAGUGCUGUGCUAAUGAUUUAUAUAAUGUACUAACAAAAUCCUCAAUGGUAGCAGCAUUCACAAGAUCAGAUGCAAAAGUUGACGCAAGUAGAGGUGGCCAAUUCAACCUUUAUGGAGGGCAGGUACAUGGAUAUUUCGAGGAACUCGUGCCAGAAAAAAAAAUUAGGCUAAGAUGGCGUUUAAAAUCAUGGCCCUCAGAACAUUAUUCAAAUGUAGUGAUAGAAUUGGAAGAAAUGAAAAACUACACUCAAAUGAAACUUAUACAAACUGGAGUUCCAGCUUCUGAGCACGAUGUAAUGAAAGCUAACUGGUAUCGAUACUACUGGCAUAGUAUUAAACAAACAUUUGGUUUCGGGGUUCCCUUGGCAGAUGUCUUAUAAACAUUUCCUAUCUUACAAAUAUGUAUACAUAAUUCUGAUUCACAAUAAUAUGAAAAUUGGAAUAGGAAACAAUAGUUGAUUUGGAUCAUACUUAUUUAAUAAAAUUAAUUACAUAUAAAAAAAA
Molecule: messenger RNA, 1237 nt
Organism: Calliphora vicina (urban bluebottle blowfly)
Lineage: Eukaryota; Metazoa; Arthropoda; Insecta; Diptera; Calliphoridae
Product: activator of 90 kDa heat shock protein ATPase homolog 1
Exons: 4
Coding region: 85-1113 (342 amino acids)
Biological process (GO): protein folding; positive regulation of ATP-dependent activity
Cellular component (GO): cytosol
Molecular function (GO): ATPase activator activity; protein-folding chaperone binding
Source: RefSeq, a predicted model, not a curated record